CACUCUGGAUUUCAAAUCAUGUUUCCAACGGAUUCUAUCCAGGCCGUAUAAAGGUCGCUGGUCGUUCGGUCAGGCCCUUAUCAGUCUCAGUGUGGCAUAUUCCAAGACAUUUUACACAUCCUCACCAUGUCUAUCCCCGACGUUGAUAUCGCGCCCGCUCCGGGCAUCUCCUACUUCACCCCCGCUCAGGAUCCUCCCGCAGGUACGGCAGCCAAUCCUCAGACUAGCGGCAAGCCGGUCCCCAAGCUCUAUCAGCCUCUGACCAUCCGCGGUCUUACUUUCCAAAACCGCCUCGGUCUUGCUCCCCUCUGCCAAUACAGUGCCCAGGAUGGCCACAUGACCCCCUAUCACAUUGCCCACCUGGGUUCGAUCGCCCAGCGGGGUCCCGGAUUGAUGAUGAUCGAGGCGACUGCCGUGCAGCCCGAGGGUCGCAUUACCCCGCAGGACGUGGGUUUAUGGAAGGACUCGCAGAUCGAGCCCAUGCGCCAGGUCGUUGAAUUCGUGCACAGCCAGAACCAGAAGAUCGGAGUGCAGUUGGCCCACGCCGGACGCAAGGCCAGCACCGUUGCUCCUUGGAUCUCGACCGCCGUAGUAGCCACCGAGAAGGUCGGCGGGUGGCCGGACAACGUCAAGGGACCCAGCGACAUCGCCUUUGCCGACUCCUUCCCCCAGCCCAAGGCGAUGACCAAGGACGACAUCGUCCAGUUCAAGAACGACUGGGUUGCCGCCGUUAAGCGCGCGCUUGCGGUCGGGGUUGACUUCAUCGAGAUCCACAACGCCCACGGAUACCUUCUCUCGUCUUUCCUGUCCCCCGCUGCCAACAACCGCACCGACGAGUACGGUGGCUCUUUCGAGAACCGCAUCCGCCUCCCCUUGGAGAUUGCCCAGCUGACCCGUGACACGGUCGGCCCCAACAUGCCCAUCUUCCUCCGCAUCUCUGCUUCCGACUGGCUGGAGGAGGUCCUUCCCGAGCAGAGCUGGAACAACGACAGCACCAUCCAGUUUGCCCAGGAGCUGGUCAAGCAGGGCGCCGUCGAUCUGAUCGACAUCAGCUCCGGCGGUGUGCACGCUGCCCAAAAGGUGAAGUCCAGCCCCGGUUUCCAGGUUCCUUUCGCCGCUGCGGUCAAGAAGGCUGUUGGUGACAAGCUGCUUGUGUCGGCGGUUGGUGCUAUCACCAACGGUCGUCAGGCCGAGGAAAUCAUGGAGAAGGACGGCAUUGAUGUGAUCCUCGUUGGCCGUGGAUUCCAGAAGGACCCUGGCUUGGCCUGGACCUUCGCUCAGCACCUGGAUGUGGAGAUCUCCAUGGCCAGUCAGAUCCGUUGGGGCUUCACGAGACGUGGCGGUACUCCGUACAUCGACCCGUCGGUGUACAAGCCGUCGAUUUUUGACAUGUAAUGUGUUAUAGAUUGUACAUAAACGAGCGUUGAACAUACAGUUGCUGUCAAGAAUCAAUAUGAGAAUUUCUGAACUCUCCUAUUUCCGUCUUGUCAUCAAACAAGAACAGUAGGUGUCGCCAGAAUCAUAGUUCCCAAGUUCUCAUCCCUUCAAACCGACACCACCACCGGGGAU
This is a messenger RNA of Aspergillus fijiensis CBS 313.89, 1569 nucleotides long. Its product is annotated as NADH:flavin oxidoreductase/NADH oxidase. Bases 127 to 1395 code for a protein of 422 amino acids. NCBI's taxonomy places the organism in Eukaryota, Fungi, Ascomycota, Eurotiomycetes, Eurotiales, Aspergillaceae. The record is from RefSeq and is a predicted model, not a curated record. The transcript has 2 exons. Gene Ontology annotation, cellular component: intracellular anatomical structure. Gene Ontology annotation, molecular function: FMN binding; NADP binding; NADPH dehydrogenase activity.